Messenger RNA from Mycena indigotica, 4008 nucleotides. Its product is annotated as Phospholipid-transporting ATPase. NCBI's taxonomy places the organism in Eukaryota, Fungi, Basidiomycota, Agaricomycetes, Agaricales, Mycenaceae. Gene Ontology annotation, cellular component: plasma membrane. Gene Ontology annotation, molecular function: ATP binding; ATP hydrolysis activity; magnesium ion binding. Bases 1 to 4008 code for a protein of 1335 amino acids. The transcript has 16 exons. Gene Ontology annotation, biological process: phospholipid translocation. The record is from RefSeq and is a predicted model, not a curated record.
AUGGCUGACUCCAAAGCCCCGUCCACGCCAUGGUAUCGUCGCCUGGCCGACCUCCGAAUAGAAGACCUUUUCUCUCGCAAGAAGGUCGGUGGGCCUCCCCGGACGGUCUAUGUGAACCAAAAUCUUCCAUCCGACUAUCUCGAUGCGAAAGGAAAAGUAAAAGCAGCCCAUGUCUAUCCUUCAAACCAGGUCAUCACAAGCAAGUAUACCAUCAUCACCUUCCUCCCCCGUAAUCUACUUGAACAAUUCCGCCGCAUCGCGAACAUUUUCUUCCUGGCCCUCGCUAUUCUCCAAUUCUUCCCGAAAUUCGCCACCGUCUCCGUUGGCGUGGUCAUAUUGCCUCUCAUUAUCGUUCUUGCGUUCUCCGCCAUUAAAGAUGGCUGGGAAGACAUCAUCCGUCAUCGGGCAGAUAGGAAGAUGAACAAUAGCCAAACUCUUGUUCUUCGGGCCGACAACUGGAACAACCCAAACGCCAUGGAGGCAAAGAGCAAGACCUUCGUACGCGCUAUUGUCCCCCAACGGAAACCUCGCCCACCAGUCAUCACUGCUGACGAUGCAGUGGUAGCUGACUGGGAGAUCACCUCCUGGGAGGAUGUUCGCGUCGGAGAUUUUGUCAAGGUUCGCGACAAUGAGCCUAUUCCCGCCGACAUCUUCAUUUGCGCAACCUCUGAGGAGGAAAACGUUGCCUUCAUCGAGACUAAAAAUCUUGACGGCGAAACCAAUCUCAAAUCACGGCAUGCCGUUGCGGGCCUCACCCACCUCAACACCGCUGCCGACUGCGCCAAUUCGCUCAACGCCUUCUCUGUCAGGGCCGACCGCCCAGAUACGAACAUGUACAAGCUCAAUGCCACAAUAACGAAGGACAAGGAAACCCUGCCAGUCGACUUGACGAUGACACUUUUACGUGGCACUGUGCUCCGUAACACCGAGUGGGUGAUCGGGGUGGUACUCUAUACUGGUAUAGACACGAAGAUCAUUAUGAAUUCUGGCGGCGCUCCAAGUAAGCGGAGCAAGGUCGAAAGGCAAAUGAAUCCUCAAGUACUGAUCAACCUGUUCAUACUAUUCCUAAUGACGGUAGCUUGCGCUAUCGGCGAUUCGGUUUUAGAGCACUAUUACCAACACCGCAGUGCCCCUUGGUUGUAUGGUGACGAUACAUCGGGCGACAAUCCGUCUAUCAAUGGCCUUGUUACAUGGGCGUUUGCUUUUUUAACAUUCCAAGACAUCGUGCCAAUAUCAUUGUACAUCUCUAUCGAGAUUGUUCGGACCUUCCAGGCGGCUUUCAUUUUCUUUGACAAAGAUAUGUGGUAUGCGAAAACGGACCAAGCGACACUUGCGAAAAGCUGGAACCUGUCUGACGAUUUGGGUCAAAUUCAGUACAUAUUCUCUGACAAGACUGGCACUCUUACCCAGAAUCUGAUGGUCUUUCGUCAAUGUUCAGUUGGAGGUCGCUCCUACAUGGGGGAUCUAGAGGAAGAAUCAUUGGGCGAACUAAAGGAAGCAGCCGGAAAUGAUGUCUCUUCCACCUCCAGUGCAGAGAGGAAUGGGGGAAUACCUCAUUUCAAGGACGUUCAUCUUACUGCCGACUUGGAAGCUGCAGUGAAUGCAGAUCCUAACUCAGGCAAUGCUGCUCAUGCGCGGUCGCUCAACGGCUUUUUCAAGGUUCUCGGGCUCUGUCAUACCGUUCUGACCGGAGAAGAUCCGGAUACGGGAGCUCUGGAGUACAAGGCACAGUCUCCGGACGAAGCUGCUCUGGUUCAAGCUGCGGCUGAUGUCGGCUUCGUGUUCCUUGGCCGCGAUCGCGACUUUUUGACCCUCCGCACCCCGUUUGCCGCCGAACCGGAACGGUACCAAUUGCUCAACAUUCUUGAGUUUACGAGUGCGCGGAAACGGAUGAGCGUUGUGGUCAAACAACUCGACGGCGCUGAUGAACGGUUGUUUUUGCUCACCAAGGGUGCAGACAACGUCAUUUUUGAGCGUCUGAAAGAGGGCGGAGACGAGUUGAAGGCGACGACUGAGAGUCAUUUGAGCGAGUUUGCUAAUGGUGGUCUGCGAACAUUAACGUUGGCUUAUAAAGUCAUCCAAGAGAGCGAGUAUGUCGCUUGGAAUGAGCGAUAUCACGAGGCAACCAUUGCGCUCGAAGGUCGCGAGGAGAAGAUUGAGGAAAUUUCGGAUGAACUAGAACGAGAUCUGCGGCUUCUCGGUGCGACCGCUAUCGAGGACAAACUGCAAGACGGAGUGCCCGAGACCAUUGCCGACCUGAAGCGUGCUGGAAUCAAAAUCUGGGUUGCCACUGGUGACAAGCUCGAGACCGCCAUUGCAAUCGGUAAAAGCACGAAUCUCGUCACCCCAGACUCGAAUAUUAUCAUCAUACGUGGCGGAAAUGACCGUGGCCGGACGAUCGCACAACAGAUGCAGUUCGCCAUCGAUACCUACUUCUCGGACUCUGACGGCCCCCAACAUUCACGCCGGUCAACCUCGACGCGUGAUGGCGAGCCUGUCAUCCCUCUCCAGCGCGUCGAUACAGGUGUCACGUCUAUCGUAGGGGAGCACAACGGUGAACGUCCAGGUGGAUUCAUCCUCGUCAUUGAUGGGACAGCCCUGCUUCAUGCUUUCGAUGGUGAUGCCAACAGAGCACUGCUGCUUCAUCUUGGCACGAAAUGCGACGGCGUGAUCUGCUGUCGUGUCUCGCCGUUGCAGAAGGCGUUGGUCGUCAAGCUUGUCAAGGACGGGCUGGGUGCUAUGACUUUGGCCAUUGGCGACGGCGCCAAUGAUGUAAGCAUGAUCCAAGCUGCCGAUGUUGGUGUCGGUAUCUCUGGCGAAGAAGGACUACAAGCAGCCAACUCGUCUGAUUAUGCGAUCGCUCAAUUCCGAUUCCUCAAGAAGCUGCUUUUGGUCCACGGCCAUUGGUCUUACGCUCGAAACGGAACGAUGAUCUUGAACUUCUUUUACAAGAACAUUGUCCCCACUGUUGUUUUGUUUUGGUUCCAGAUCUACAACGGUUGGAGUGCAACCUAUGCCUUUGCAUACGUUUACGUCCUUUUCUGGAACUCGUUGUGGACGGUUCUUCCAGUUGUGGCCAUCGGAGUGUUCGACAGAUUUUUAGGUCAGGAAAAUACUCUGACGCCCUCAUGGCGGUCCCCGAACUCUAUCAUUUUGGUCGCGAGGGCCAUUGGUUCAACCUCCGCUCAUUCUUCAUCUAUGUGCUGGACGGUACAUAUCAGGCAAUCGGUCAUAAUCUACUUCUUCCUCCACUUUACCUACUUGGUGCCCACAACACGUUCGGACGGCUACGACACCUACAUCAAUGAGGGGUCCACGACGAUGGCCCUUGCUGCUGUUAUGGUGGCCAACAUGUAUACGGGGCUGAUGGUCCAUGCCUGGACCUUCUGGGUUUUCUUCGCCCUUGCGUUUGGCAUCUGCGUGGUUUGGGGUUUCACGGCCAUAUACUCCCUCAUCUCACCGGGCUACGCCGUGACUGCGCUCUAUGGAAAUGACCACUACGUCCUGCGGUCGGCAUAUUUCUGGUUUGGCAUGCUGUUCACCUUCGUGCUUGCCUUCACGCCCCGGUAUCUCAUCAAGGCAUGGCAAUUUGGAUACCGCCCGAACGACAUCGACAUGGUGCGGUGGAUGAGUCUUACCGACUCGAAGCGCGAUUUGAGCAAGCUGAAUGUCCGGGGUCUGGCAGCAAUGAAACCACGCCCAGCCUCUAUCGCAGCCUCCCGCGCCUCCCGGAGAACAUCAAGAACGGGGAGUGUCAUGACCCUUGAACGACCACACAUUGACAUCCGCUCCGCAAGCACCACCGACAUGGCAACGGGGCUGCGGUCCGUGGAUCGGGGUUUCGACUUUGCCACCGAGGAAGGCGGGGUGGCGCUGCGCAGGAUGCAGACAAAUCUGUCGGAAAAGCAUGCCAGCACACGCAACCUGGCGUUGCCUGCAAAGGGCAAAUUGUCGAUCAAGCGGGGGCUGCGGUCAUUAACGCGCAAGUCACGGGAUGGUAAUUUAUGA